CAAUCGAUCAGCGAGAGGAAGAUGGCGCUCAACCAAGUCAACAGCACAGGACCGAUCCCCGAAAAACUCGAUCGGGUCCAUUACUAAAAUCAACUUUUCCUGGUAGUAGCCGAGCCGCAGGUUCGAGGACGCAUCAAAGGAGCGAGCCUAAACACGCGAUUCCGGUGAAUCUGCGGUCAGCUUCUUGCUCAUCCAAAAAGCCUUGAAGGACAAUGGAGUUCCCCUGGCACAGUGGGAAGGUUCUGGAGCAGUUCAACAACCAGCGCAAGCAGGGUUUGUUGUGUGACUGCACAUUUGUUGUGGAUGGAGUGGACUUCAAGGCCCACAAAUGCGUGCUGGCAGCCUGCAGCGUCUACUUCCGCACGCUCUUCCUGGAACAGAAGGAUGUGGUGCAUCUGGACAUCAGCAAUGCUGCAGGUUUGGCCCAGGUCCUGGAAUUCAUGUACACAGCCAAGCUGAGUUUAACUCCUGAAAACUUGGAGGACGUGAUGGGCGUUGCCAAUUUCCUACAAAUGCAAGAGAUUGUAAACGCUUGCUCCUUGUACCAGUCGGUGGCCGACCCGGCUCCAUCCCAUAUCAUACUCGAUGUUGCUGAAGGAGAAAAAAUAUGCGAAAGCCCGCCGACAGAGGAUGGUGAAAAUGACCUGGCUGAGGUGCCAUUAGAGGCAGAGCAGAGUUCUUCCACAACAACCACGGAAGACAACAACAAGCUAACAGAUGGCCAGGACCAAACUGAGCUCCCUUUGAAAACACAGAAGACAGACACAACCAAAAGUAGUGCCACACAAAAGGAAGCGUUUGUGAAGAACGAGGAGGAGGAUAGUGACGCUGCACAAGACGCUACAUCGACUUUUCAGGAUGACCCUUCUGACGUAGACUACGCCCCCAGUGCACCCAUCAAAUCAGUAACCACCCCGAUUUUUACCAAUUCCCGUGGGAGGCGAAUUAGGAAACCUCGACGAAACUUCCCUCAUGACGACAAAGGCAUAAAAACGGAAGCAGAGAAAAGCACGACGACACCGGGCGAGAACGAUGAACGUGAGGAGGUUGGCGAAGAAGACAAGACCGCCGAGGCGCACUCGGACAACAGUCAGUCCAAGGGGGACGGAGGCAACGACGCAGACGAGAGAGCGGCCCACUGCAGCGCUAUCAGCGGCCGAUCCGAAUCGAAGCCGUACAGCUCCAUGACGCACAAAUGCGAGGACUGCGGGAAGAAAUUCACGCAUACUGGCAAUUUUAAGAGACACGUGCGCAUCCACACGGGGGAGAAACCCUUCGCCUGUCGAGACUGCAACAAGGCUUUCUCCGAUGCGGCGGCUUGCAAAGCUCAUGAGAAAACGCACAGCCCCCUGAAACCAUUCUGCUGCUCAAUCUGCGGGAAGAGCUACCGUCAGAUCAGCCUGCUCAACCUGCACCGCAAGCGGCACACGGGCGAGGCGCGCUACAGCUGCGAGUCGUGCGACAAGCUCUUCACCACCUCGGGGAACCUGAAGCGCCACCGCCUGGUGCACAGCGGUCUGAAGCCGUACCACUGCCAAUACUGCGACAAGGCUUUCUCGGACCCCACCGCCAAGAUGCGACACUUGGAGACGCACGACGCCAACAAGGGCAACAAGUGUCCGCACUGCGACAAACGCUUCAAUCAGCCCGGAAACCUGAAGGCCCACUUAAAAAUCCACAUCGCCGACGGGCCCCUGAAAUGCAGAGAAUGCGGCAAACAAUUCACCACCUCAGGGAAUCUGAAGCGCCAUUCACGGGUGCACAGUGGCGAGAAACCGUACGUCUGUACACACUGCCAAAGAGCCUUCAGUGAUCCUGGAGCUCUGCAGCGCCAUGAGCGCAUCCACACAGGAGAGAAGCCUUGCGUGUGUCCCACCUGUGGCAAAGCCUUCACCCAGGCCAGCUCCCUCAUUGCACAUGUCCGCCAGCACACCGGAGAGAAACCUUACGUGUGUGAUCGUUGUGGGAAAAGGUUUGUACAGUCCAGUCAACUGGCCAACCACAUUCGCCACCACGACAACGUCCGCCCUCACCAGUGUCAAAUGUGCAAUAAGUCAUUUGUCAACGUGGGCGACCUUUCCAAGCACGUCAUCGUUCACACAGGAGAGAAGCCCUUCCUGUGCGACAAAUGCGGCAGAGGCUUCAAUCGCGUCGACAAUCUGCGCUCUCACAUCAAAACCGUCCACCGCGGCAAGGCCGGCAUAAAGCGGCGGCGGCGGCCCGGCAACGGUAGCGAUGAGGAGAUGGACGGCUGCGUCGAGGCAUCCACCUCAGACGGCGAGCUCAACAUUGUCACCGUCUCGGAGAACAUUGUUACCCUGGCGACGGAAGCCCUGGCGGCCAGCACUGUGGCUCAGCUAACAGUGUUACCAGUGGACGCAUCCGUGUGUGCCGACGCGACGGAAGCUUUGAAAGCGGAAAUUACCAAGGCAGUUGAGAAAGUGCAGGAAGCAGACCCCAACACACAGAUACUUUAUGCCUGCGAUUCAUGCGGGGAUAAAUUCCUGGAUGCUAACUCGCUAGCCCAGCACGUCCGCAUUCACACAGCCCAGGCCUUGGUCAUGUUUCAAGCCGACUCUGACUUCUACCAGUACACUGCAGUCAGCGGCGCCGAGGGGGACGGCGCCGCAACGUGGCAGACGGCAUCCGAGCAGGUGAUCCAGGAAGGGGAGCUCAUUUUCCGUGGCCAAGAUGGAGACGGGAAUUUAGAAGAGGGCGUGAUUGAGGAGCCGCAAGGGGAAGACGGACUGCUCGAUGGGAAGAAGGGGGACGGCGGGCAGAUGGAGAUGCUGGCUGAGCUCCAGACGGAUCGAAAAGUGGAAGGAGAGCUCAUCGUGUGUGAGGUUCAGGUGUAGUCAUUGUUCUUUUUAAAGGUUCCCACUCAAGCUGUGUUAGCAUUUCAAAACACCUUCCAGUGGACGCAAUACUUUGGAAGGUAGGCGUUGACGGUGUAUACCAUUCCAACACUUUACAUAACCUUUAUUUUUUGCAUUGUAUUGCUGAACAGUGCAUCGUCGAUUAUGGAAAAAAAGAACAUUAUGAGCUGUUGUUUGUCACCAUUGGAUAUGUACAUUUUCCUUGAAGAAAUUAUUUUAUGUAUUAAGUAUUUUCCUAGAAAGAUUUGUUUGAGCACAGUAUACUUAUUUUGUCUUUCAAGUCUUACAGUGGUAUUAAAUAUGAUCACUUUUACGUUUGUUUUUUUAAGGACAGUUUAAAAUGCAUUGCAUUAAAAUUGUCCCAAAUUGCAUCGUCAAAGUUUACGUUGUGGAGUUCCCCUUUUUCAAAUGUAAAAUGGUGGCCAUAUAUAUACAAUUAGAAUAAGUUGAAUUAAAGGCAAUUAAUGAAUGGCGA
Messenger RNA from Syngnathus typhle (broad-nosed pipefish), 3351 nucleotides. It is a transcript of the gene zbtb17, whose product is annotated as zinc finger and BTB domain containing 17. The coding region runs from base 213 to 2855 and encodes 880 amino acids. The record is from RefSeq and is a predicted model, not a curated record. Lineage: Eukaryota; Metazoa; Chordata; Actinopteri; Syngnathiformes; Syngnathidae. Gene Ontology annotation, molecular function: DNA-binding transcription factor activity; RNA polymerase II cis-regulatory region sequence-specific DNA binding; protein binding. The transcript is spliced from 15 exons. Gene Ontology annotation, biological process: regulation of transcription by RNA polymerase II.